Messenger RNA from Gorilla gorilla gorilla (western lowland gorilla), 8072 nucleotides. It is a transcript of the gene TNFRSF10C, whose product is annotated as TNF receptor superfamily member 10c. Gene Ontology annotation, biological process: TRAIL-activated apoptotic signaling pathway; positive regulation of apoptotic process. Gene Ontology annotation, cellular component: plasma membrane; cell surface. The transcript is spliced from 9 exons. Bases 2241 to 3095 code for a protein of 284 amino acids. NCBI's taxonomy places the organism in Eukaryota, Metazoa, Chordata, Mammalia, Primates, Hominidae. The record is from RefSeq and is a predicted model, not a curated record. Gene Ontology annotation, molecular function: TRAIL binding.
GCCCUGGAGGACGUGGAGGGGAGGCAGCCACAGUCCUGGAGAGGCCUGGGCCUGAACAACAUGGCUUCCCCCAGGGUGAGAGUCGCUUGUCCUCCCACCGCCUGCUCUCUCCUGAUGACCAGGUUCCAGGAGUUAUCAAAGACCUCUGAGCUGCGUGGAGAAAGCCAUGGAGACAGCCAGGGAACAAAGAUAUGAACGACAGCUGACCCAAAACAACGGAGGCCCACGAUGUGUGAAGUGGUGAAAGAACCCUGUUGACCUAUUAUUCACACCCCGUGAAAAUAUCCUUUAAAAACAAAGGAGAAAGGAAUAAGUUAAGAAAACGGUAGGAUUAGAUUAACCUGUGAUUCCUGGCUGGCCACAAGGUCACCCAUGGCAUGGAGCUGCCCACAACGCCCUUCUCAGCAUGAAGCAUCCUGAAAGAUCCAGGGCCAGGUUCCCCAGGAUUGGGGAGUUGGAAGCUCAUUGGCACUGUCAAAUUUGAAGAAGAGGCAUGCUCUGACUGGCACCAGGAUCCCGUAUCAACCAUUUCCAUUUUGUAAUAGAACUCUUCUGGGACUGCCCUCCCCAUUAGAGUUUUUCCAAGAUCUCUGAAGACGUCAUGAGUUUUUCAGGUUUCAAGAUUAUUUUAUGUCCUUCAGUCACAGGGGAGACUUCAGUUAGUGUUCCAUCGCAAGCUAGUAAGUGCCUCUCAAAUGGAAACUGUAUAGUCUAAAGGCCCAGUUCCCUGGAGGUGCUCACAGCCUUUUGCCAUUAGCCCUAGGCAGUGCUCCACACACGGCACAGAGAAUGUGUGUUACCUGCAGUCUGGUUUCUAGUCUACACUGUGUGGUCCACCCUCCAGGGCCAGGGGGCCUGGAGUGCUCUAAAGACUUUCCUGCUGGCCCUCGUGGCUCUGUGUUAAUGCUGUCAGUCUUCCUGAAGUCCCUGUCCUCUCACCUCCUGCCUGGAUCUGCCCCCAGCACACAUUCCUGACUCCACACAUUUCUCAGUGCCUGCGACCUGGCACACAUUUCUGAUCCGAACUCAGUGCCUGGGGCCUGGCAGUUGCCCAGGGCACUCCAUCGCUCAAAUCCAAGCCUGUGGAGAGGAUGACAUAUCAUUCCCAGGUUUCUGAUGAGCAGAAAAAAAAAUCUUUGUUUCUAUAGUGCUAUCCUCUUUUAUCCACCAUGUGAGAGGUCAGGAGCCGACUCACCCCAAGGGUCUAGGAGUUGUGCCAUUGACCUUACUGCCUAGGGUCACAGGCUGGCACCCUCCAGUGCCACACAUUGGAUCUCUCCACACAGCAGCAGUGUGCUUAACUCAAUGGGGAGGUGAGUAGCCCAAGGUCAGACAGUUGGACCUGGAUAGACACUUGACUGGGGGACAGGCUUUGGAAGACACUCCCCUGGGCCUCCUCUGUCCAUGGGGCCUCAAUACUAGAGCCCACAAGGUCGGCCAGAGAGUGUCUAUGCCUCGACCAUGCAAAGGAUGCCAGGCUGUGGCUAGGGAUGCCCCCGGUGUUCCUCUCCCUCCUACCUACUCCUCAGCCUCUGCAGGUGCCUGUCAUGGCCCCUGUGUCCUUCAUUCUGUCCACUCAUGCGUUCACUGGGCCCCUCCUUGGUGCCAGGCACCCGCUACAGAGGGAUACCAAGCCCCUGCCAGAGAAGCUUGGAGCUGGGUCACAGCAGCAAGGAGGCUGGAGACAGUGGCAUCAGUGCACUGGUCAGUGAGGCCACUGUGGGAGGAGGGAGUGGGAGCAGAAGCUAAGAGUGGACUGAAGUCCUUAGGCCAGGAAGUAGUUCAGGGUUUAAGAAGAGGAGAGACAGGUGGCCCGGGGAGGGAGCAGGCUCAGGAUGGGCCUCCAGUGCCUCCUCUGGAGCUCACUACCCAGACUACAGCAGCGCAGUGGGCAGCGCCUCAGCUCCUUCCCCUUCUGCUGGCUACAGCCUGGACAGGACCCGGAAUCAAACCGCAGGCCCUGGGUCACCGCUGCCGGAAAGAGCCAGUUCCUGUCCGUCCAUGCACCCACCACCACAACCCAGGCCUUCCUGGAGGUGCUAGGGGAGGCCAUGCCCCAUUUCUGAGUGCUUGGAAGUGACUGCUGCAAGUGACAAGUGACCACGCCUUUUCCCCCGCGGGUAUAAUAAAUUCAGAGGCGCUGCGCUCCGAUUCUGGCAGUGCAGCUGUGGGAACCUCUCCACGCGCACGCACGAACUCAGCCAACGAUUUCUGAUAGAUUUUUGGGAGUUUGACCAGGGAUGCAAGGGGUGAAGGAGCGCUUCCUACCGCUAGGGAACUCUGGGGACAGAGCGCCCCGGCCGCCUGAUGGCCGGGGCAGGGUGCGACCCAGGACCCAGGACGGCGUCGGGAACCAUACCGUGGCCCGGAUCCCCAAGACCCUAAAGUUCGUCGUCGUCAUCGUCGCGGUCCUGCUGCCAGUCCUAGCUUACUCUGCCACCACUGCCCGGCAGGAAGAAGUUCCCCAGCAGACAGUGGCCCCACAGCAACAGAGGCACAGCUUCAAGGGGGAGGAGUGUCCAGCAGGAUCUCAUAGAUCAGAACAUACUGGAGCCUGUAACCCGUGCACAGAGGGUGUGGAUUACACCAACGCUUCCAACAAUGAACCUUCUUGCUUCCCAUGUACAGUUUGUAAAUCAGAUCAAAAACAUAAAAGUUCCUGCACCAUGACCAGAGACACAGUGUGUCAGUGUAAAGAAGGCACCUUCCGGAAUGAAAACUCCCCAGAGAUGUGCCGGAAGUGUAGCAGGUGCCCUAGUGGGGAAGUCCAAGUCAGUAAUUGUACGUCCUGGGAUGAUAUCCAGUGUGUUGAAGAAUUUGGUGCCAAUGCCACUGUGGAAACCCCAGCUGCUGAAGAGACAAUGAACACCAGCCCGGGGACUCCUGCCCCAGCUGCUGAAGAGACAAUCAACACCAGCCCAGGGACUCCUGCCCCAGCUGCUGAAGAGACAAUGACCACCAGCCCAGGGACUCCUGCCCCAGCUGCUGAAGAGACAAUGACCACCAGCCCGGGGACUCCUGCCUCUUCUCAUUACCUCUCAUGCACCAUCGUAGGGAUCAUAGUUCUAAUUGUGCUUCUGAUUGUGUUUGUUUGAAAGACUUCACUGUGGAAGAAAUUCCUUUCUUACCUGAAAGGUUCAGGUAGGCGCUGGCUGAGGGCGGGGGCGCUGGACACUCUCUGCCCUGCCUCCCUCUGCUGUGUUCCCACAGACAGAAACGCCUGCCCCUGCCCCAAGUCCUGGUGUCUCCAGCCUGGCUCUAUCCUCCUCCUUGUGAUCGUCCCAUCCCCACAUCCCGUGCACCCCCCAGGACCCUGGUCUCAUCAGUCCCUCUCCUGGAGCUGGGGGUCCACACAUCUCCCAGCCAAGUCCAAGAGGGCAGGGCCAGUUCCUCCCAUCUUCAGGCCCAGCCAGGCAGGGGGCAGUCGGCUCCUCAACUGGGUGACAAGGGUGAGGAUGAGAAGUGGUCACGGGAUUUAUUCAGCCUUGGUCAGAGCAGAACACAGAGAUUUUCCGUGUGUUGGUGUUUACUCUAGUUCCCCUUCUCAUCCCCCUUCCUCAGGGUGUCCCCUAAUUGCAAGGCCCUAUUCCUGUCCCCAGCCCCAGGGCUCCUUGUCCAGUGUCCCAGCCCCCAGCCCAGCCCUGUGCCCCACUGUCCUCUGGGAGGGAGGUGCUUCAUGGGCCCCUCCCCACCUGCUAAGGAGACUCGUUCUCUUCCAAGUGGUGAAAGGGCCCCUGAGCGUGUAGACAGAGUGACUUGGUUUCUCCAGAAACUGGAAGCCUCAUGGACUGAGGAACUGCCUCCCACCCACAGCAGAGCCCGGGCGGACACAAUCCCUUCUCCUCAUGGCUGCCCUGACUCUCUGAAGUGGCUUGGGGUUCUGGGCUGACUGUGGGGGACACAUGGCCAUGUUGAGCAUCACACAGACCAGUGGGUCCUGCUGCAGUCCUGUCCUUCCUGCAGUCUUCACUCCACAGCCUCACUCCACAGUGAGUGACCCUCACUGGACACCCUCACUCCACAGCCUGCACCCUGAGGAUGGGGUGUCCGCCUGAGCACAGCAUCAGGGGCCUGGCCCCAGCAGCAGGUCCUGGAUGUGCUGAGAUUGGGCUGCCUGGGUUGACCUCAUUGGGAGGAGGUGGGGACGGCAGGUCCAGCUGCGUACUGGGGACCCUGCAGCAAGCCCUGGAUGUGGACUCCUGAGUCAGUUCUUUGCCUUCCUGUGGUCUUUUUCUGGCACUCACGUCGCCCACCAAGGCCUGGGUGGGUGAGAACAGUGCCCACAAGGAGACCCUGAGUAGCAGAGACUCGCAGCCCAUCCAGGUCUCUGGGCAGGAAAUUGAAGGAAUCAUCACAUUUUACAGAGGAGGAGACUGCAGCUCAGAGUGGGGGAAGUGUGUGCACCAGGCCACAGGCAAGUCUGUCCAGAGCGCUGGUAGGAAUGAGGGAAACUAGGAAUGACCACUUCAAAAAGUUAGAUGAGAAGAAUUUCAAGGCCGGGUGCGGUGGCUCACGCCUGUAAUCCCAGCACUUUGGGAGGCGGAGAUGGGCGGAUCACGAGGUCAGAAGAUUGAGACCAUCCUGGCUAACACGGUGAAACCCCGUCUCUACUAAAAAUACAAAAAAAUUAGCCGGGCGCGGUGGCGGACGCCUGUAGUCCCAGCUACUCGGGACUCCUGCUGAGGCAGGAGAAUGGCGUGAACCCGGGAGGCGGAGGUUGCAGUGAGCCGAGAUCGCGCCACUGCACUCCAGCCUCGGGGACAGAGCGAGACUCCAUCUCAAAACACACACACACAAAAAAACAACCAAAAAAAGAAAGAAAGAAAAAGAAUUUCAAAGUUAAGUCAUUGGAGUUUGUUGGUAAUAUAUUUGUAUGGCUUAGGUCAUGUUACGCGCAUCACCCCCUCACCCCGUGUCUGCUGUUGGGUCUCAGCACUGGGUGGAGGGAGGGGCAAUAGUCCUGGUGAAGAGGAGUGGGGAGCGGCACCAGCUGGGGUGGGGCCUCUGCCGCUGCCUCUUCCUGCUGUGGUUUCUCCGGCUUAGACUGCCCCUCUCGCCUGGCUUGUCUGUGGGGAGAUCUUUGUUCUCUGGCUGCUUUUAAGACUUUCUCCUUAACAGUGGUUUCAGCAAUUCGAUUGAGGCAAAAAGGAGCUGCAGAAGCCAUGUCUGUAGCAUUUGUGGCCUCCCCUUCUGUAUAAUAGCAGCCAUGUUUUGGCCUCUGCAGGGCUAAAGUCCUCUGAGCAGCUGCUUCUCCACAUCUCUGCCAUGCACUCGGCCUCGGAGCUCCUGGUGUUCCUCAGCAGAGUCCACAGGGCUCUUUGGGGUCCCCUCCCUGUGCUGUAGCCUGGAACCUGUGACCUGAGGCAGUGAGCUGAGGCCACCACUGGGCUCACCUCAUGGGCUUGGAGGGAAAGUCAUUCACCCAGGAAGUAGGUGAUGAGCCCUUUACUCUGAGAAUGUCUGCGCCUGGUGGUGGUGGGAGGACAAAUGAGCCCUGUGUCAGUCCUGCUCCCUGAAGCCCACAGUCUGGUGGAGGAGGUGUCACCAGGGACCUACAUAGCUAUCAGGAAGCAUGGAGGCUACCUCCCCCCUCCUUGCACCUCCAGAGAGACUGUGCCGGCUCCAGGAAUGUCAUCCCUCCCUACUUGACUCUGGCAGAGGGAGGCUGUGCCAUUGCAAGGCCCCAGGUCAUGAUAUUGGUGGCUUGGAGGAUGUGGUUUCAUUAAAAUCAACAUUGAGGGGAAUGAUUGUACUAACAACAGCAUGUGCUGAAAUACAGUACUUGCGCGUGCCAAGCUCUGUUCUCAGCACUUUAUACACAUAUGAACACACUUAAUCCUCAUACAACCAGACUGUACAGGAACCCUCAUUGUCCUUGUCUUAGACAAGCAGCAUGAGAUGCAGAACAUUCGUUCAGUGGAGGGGCUGGGCACGGAGAUGAGUGACCCUCAGGGGCAGCAGCAAUGAUUGGGUCACUGGGUUCUGCUGACCUUUCCCAGGGGAGUAUUUGGUGCUUGUUCGUGAGGCCUGCAUUCACCUAGCGCUGGGUCACAGCUGGGGGUCCCUGAGAAGUCAUUUAAGGUCACCUCUUAUUUCAGGAAUGAGACAUAUUUAGGUAAGAAGUGGCUUCCCCUGGACCAUGAUGCUGGCCCAAGACUACAAGACAGAUGGCUUGCUUCUUAAUCCAAGGUUCUUCUUAUACCAAAGAGCAAAGAAAGAAAAAAGCCACAGAAGACUCAAAAGAAGCAGAUUUCCCACCACAGCACAACCUCAGAACAAUUCUGAGUUGCUCAUUUUAAGAUCAACGAGGCAUUUUUAGGGCAUGUAUGCCUGAGAGAGGAAAUCAGUGUGAACGGCAAACUUCCCUCUAAAACAGCCUAAUACAACACUGGUCCAGGAGGAACAAGGCAAGGAAACCCCCUGGUGAAUGACUCAUCUCAGGAAGAGGCAGGGCAGGGUCAGGAGAGUCUAUGGAGGAGAAGACUUGGAACAAGACCUCUCUCUCUUGCUCUCUUACACACACACACACACACACACACACACACACUCACACCCCUAUGAGCCCAAAUCUGUGAACUGAGAACCUCGUUCUCUGACCUCACCUUCCAUCUCCCUCAAUCAGAGACGCACACAAACCUCAGAGCUGUGUCCCAGCAUCACUUGUUUUGACUCCCCUCCCCAACUGCCUUGACUUCCUGUCUGCCUGGGAACCUGUCUGUGUGGACUUUUCCCUCUAUGUCCACCAGUGUCCUGUCACCAAUGGCAUUUGUCACCUCUGCCUGGGCAGCCCCACAUGACUCUUUGCACCUUCAUGGACUUUGGGGUUAUUGAUGUCUGUGCCUCAUCUCCCUGUGAACUGGAACUGUCCUAAGGAAAGGGAGGGUCAUGCCUUACUCCUGAUACUCCACGAUUCCUUGUACAGUGUGGUCACCAGGCACUGACAUGCUCUCCUUGGAUGAAUGAGUAAUGUGGGUUCUAGGAAGCCCGCAUGAAUGCGGAUGUGACGUCCUCAGCCUUUCAUAGACAUGUUUCAUGUGAGAGGUGGGAAGAGCAGCUGAACAGAAGGCUGAGGACUGCCCAGGUCCAGAGUCACCAAGAGCUUGUUGUCAGGUUUGACUUGCUAUUCGCAGAAAUUUUUUUUGUAAGGCACUAUUUGUAGUGUUAAAAGGGUGAAUUUAUCAGAAGGCAUAAUAAUCAUAAAUGUGUAUAUGCCUAAUAAUAGAACUUUAAAAGGCACGAAGCAACACUCAAAAGGAUUAAAGGGAGAUCAUAUCACCCCCUUCUUGCCAAUUGAUAGAAUGAUCUGAUGAAAACGGUAAAAUAACAACAGAUCUGAACACUGUCAACCAUCUUGACAAAUAUUUACGCCUAGUGUUCCAUUAUUGGAACACUAAACAUGUGGAAUGAUUUAUAUCCUACUGCUCAAGGUCAUCGCCAAGGUCUAAUUGUAAAAUUUCAAAAAAUUGCAACCUCAGGCAUAAAUGGGUUAAUCGACAUUUAUAGCACACACAUGCAACAUGUACCAGAGAUUCCUUCUUUUCUAUGAACAUGGUACUUCCACCAAGAUAGACCACAUUGUGAACUAUAAAACAAAUCUAAAAACAUUUGAAAUGAAGGAAAUUAUAUAAAAUAUGUUCUCUUAUCUCAAUGAAAUUAAAUUAAUAACUAUAUCUAGAAAAACUCCCAAUAUGUGAAUAUUAAGCAACAUACUUAUAAAAAAUUCAUAGUUCAUGGAUGAAAUCAAAAGAGAAUUCAAAAUAUUUCAAAAUAAAUUAUGAUGAUUAUAUAAAAUGUAGAAAUGUGUGGGAUGCCAUUACACCAGUGCUUAGAGUGAAAUGCACAGUUUUCAAGGCUUCUGUUAAAAGAGUUGGGAAUUACAAAACAAGGAGCAGCGACUGCCAAUGGGUGUGGAGUCUUUUUUGGGGUGAUGAUGAAAAUGCUCAAAAAUUGAUUUUAUUGAUGGUUAUACACGUCUAUAAAUAUAUUUAAACGGAAGAAUUAUAUGAUAUAUAUGUGAUAUAUGAAGUAUAUCUCUGUAAAAUUCUUAAGGAUUAAAAGAAGAAUGGUAUCAC